GGAGGAUGGUGACCGAAUCCGAGCUCAUGAGCUUCGUCAGGGAGCUUCGCAAACACAAAAAUUACACUACUGCCCUUCAGGUUGCUAUGCUCCAUCUGUUUCAACCCACUUUUUGACCGAAGUUCCUCCCGUUGCAUGGAGUAGGGAUAUGAGGAAGGAGAAAAACAUGUAAAAAGUAUGCAGAGGUGAUUCUGUUUUUCUUUUUCCCCCAUGUUUAAGCUAACUUUAAAAGAGUGACUUUUUAAAUUUUUGGGCACGUGCAAGUCACAUGAGCACCUUGGAGGGAAUAUUCCAACAACGAAGUGAUAGAGGGUAUUGACAUGCCACUUUAUAGAAGUUUAGGGUAUUUACUUGUUAUAAAAAUAGGGUGUUUAUUUGCAAAGACAUGUGAACAUUAAGGUAUUUAUGUGCUACUAAUCCCAGUAUUAGUGUUGUUUCUCAUAUUACUUUUUCAUAUAUAGUUUAUUCAUUUAUCUGGAUGCUUGUAAAGGUAAAUUGAUACAUUAACAUAUCUCUUCGUUUUUACCCAAAAUGAUUGGAAAGAAGAAGAAAAAGAUACUUCAUGUAAAUGGGCAUGUUUUUACAAACUUUUUUCUUGUUGACACAAGCUCGUGCAUUGAUCUGUCACAAACGUUUUUUCUUUUUUCUUUUUCUGUACAGGUGUCCGUUUAAAUGCAACACAUCUUACUGUGUCAUUGGCAUUUCAAGUGAAUUGUUUUAUUGUGGAUCUUUGUCCAUGAUUGCUUCUUAGGUUUACCCAUACAUUAUGUUUUGAAGGUUCUUUCUUUCAAUUUUAUUAUCGGUAUUUUUUCUAACGUUCCCUCUAAUUAUCAUAUGGAAUUUCCAUGCUGUCAGGAUCGAUAAAGUAAAGCAAUAAUACUUUGGGGACAAAAAUUAAAACUGAAGUAUUUUGAUACUGAUUUUUAGCAUGAAUUGUCUCCUUAGUACUGAAGUUCUUGUGAGGAAUCAUGCCUUUCAUCAACACGUGGAUGCUUUUAAUUGAUUUAUGCUGAAUGUCACAACCUUCUCAAAAAUGGUAUUUGUGAUGUACGAUCAUUAAGACUGAACUACUGAAGGAAUUAGAAGUUUACAAUUAGAGAGCAUCCGUCAGGGAAAGCCAUCGUAAUUUUUUAACUUGAAUUUUGCAGGGAGCCUAUCUUACGAUAUUUAAUUUUUUUCAUUAACAGUUAACAGAUUGGAUGGAAAAAAAAGGUCUUACAUUCAAUUUCAGUAGCCAUGCAAUACGUUUAGAUCUCAUAUCGAAGGUCAGCGGAAUAGAUAUGGCUGAGAAAUAUUUCGGUACACUUCCUAUACAAGCAAAGAACCAAAAGACAUACGGAUCUCUUCUAAACAGCUUUUGCCAAGAGAAAAUGGAAGACAAAGCCAUUGCCCUCUUUGAGAAGUUGAAAGAACUGAACUUUGCUUCAACCCUCGCAUAUAACAAUAUCAUGACACUUUACAAGAUAUUAGAUCAGCCAAAGAAGGCCCUUAUGUACUUUGAAGAAAUGAAAGGAGCCAAUGUCGCUUCAGAUACAUUUACAUUAGGCAUCUUAAUUACCUGUUACACUUCCCUAAAUGAUAUUGAAUCAGUGGAAAGAGUCAUUGAGGAAAUGAAAGUGGCCGAAAUUCCUAUGACAGAGGUCAUUUACUCUAAUCUGGCUUCUUGUUAUAUUUGUGCAGGAAUUUAUGAGAAAGCUGAGUUAGCCCUUAAGAAGGCAGAGGAAAUUAUGAAUCACCGUGAUAGAACUUCUUAUAACCGUAUAAUAAGUUUGUAUGCAAGAGCCGGUAAUUUAGCAGAGACCAUUAGGGUGUGGAAAUUACUAAAAGCUUCUUUCCCAAGGACAAAUAAUUUGAGCUAUCACAAUUUUCUUCAUGCGCUUGGAAUAUUAGGUGAUGUGGAUGGAGUGAAGCAGUGCUUUGAAGAGUGGGAGUCGGUUUGUAUCAACUAUGAUGUAAAAGUGCUGAAUGUAGUAAUCGAUGCAUACUUAAGGAAGGGGAUGGUUGAAGAAGCAGAAUCACUGCGAGAGAAGGGUAUAGAGAAAGGACUUGGAUUAGAUUUCAGGACAUUGGACCUGUUCACUGAUUAUUACUUGGAGAGAAAUGACGUGGGUUUGGCUUUAAAGUGCCUGGACAUCAUUGAUACCUCUGAAAAACAAUGUGAAUGGAAGCCGAGCAAAGAGAAGGUGAGCAUAUUUUUGAAGUAUUUUGAGGAAGCUAAGGAUGUGGAUGGAGCAGAGAAAUUCUGUCAGAUUCUGAAGAAGAUCAACUGCCUCGAUGCAGAAGCCUAUGAAUCUCUUAUCCGUGUUUAUGUGGCUGCUGAAAGAAAGGAGCCCUCUCUUCCGCAAAGAAUAAAGGAGGAUGGAAUCAAGGUCAGCGCUGAAGCCGGUAAGUUACUUGAAAUGGUUACUGAUUAGGUGAAGAAGAACUCGGUUUCUGAAAAUAGUAGCUAAUGCAGCUUUGGUUCCUGGAAGCCCCCUUAUUUCUGAAAAUACUUUCUAGUUUCAACAGAGGAGUUCGUUAGGAUCGUGUUAUAGAAAAUACAAGAUUGAAUCUUUUAACCAAAUGAAUUUGAUUAUAGAGGAUCAAAGAUAACCCAGGAGUAGGUGGUUACGUUUUCCUGUUCCCAUUCAUGGGCUAGUUCUUCGGACAAAGAAUGAAUAUUGACAUGCUUCUAUUCAUCCUGUAAUGUUACUUAAUUUGACGAAUCAUUCAGUCUUAGCUUCGAUAGUAUCGAGGCCUAUAUUUGUAGAAAGUUUUCUUUUUUCACCUCAUGAAAAUAAUGAUUAGAUGAUGAGACUUAAAAUUA
Asparagus officinalis (garden asparagus) is the source of this 2806-nucleotide messenger RNA. Its product is annotated as pentatricopeptide repeat-containing protein At1g02370, mitochondrial-like. The record is from RefSeq and is a predicted model, not a curated record. The coding region runs from base 1200 to 2414 and encodes 404 amino acids. Lineage: Eukaryota; Viridiplantae; Streptophyta; Magnoliopsida; Asparagales; Asparagaceae. The transcript has 2 exons. Gene Ontology annotation, molecular function: protein binding. Gene Ontology annotation, cellular component: mitochondrion.